Messenger RNA from Bombina bombina (fire-bellied toad), 4038 nucleotides. It is a transcript of the gene CFAP92, whose product is annotated as cilia and flagella associated protein 92 (putative). NCBI's taxonomy places the organism in Eukaryota, Metazoa, Chordata, Amphibia, Anura, Bombinatoridae. The record is from RefSeq and is a predicted model, not a curated record. The transcript is spliced from 20 exons. Bases 1 to 4038 code for a protein of 1345 amino acids.
AUGGAGACGGUUGGAUUUGGUAACUUAUCGCCAGUAAACUUUGAAGUUGUGUCUGAUGGCAACAGAAUGGAACAGGAGACUGCUAAAAAAAUGAUUGUGAAAAAUGUAGAAGAUCUCUCUCACAUAGUAACCUUCACAGUCACCGUUGCUUUUGCCAUCCCAUCGCAAGCCAGUAAAGAUGGUGAUUUUCCCUCUGACAAAGAAAACACGAAUCAGAAGAAGCCUAAGAAAAUAAUAGAUCCUACAAAACCUCGAGGCUAUUACCAUUUUGAAUACUUUCUACUUCCAGAAGACACCGGACCAACAAAAGUGGAUGUUGUAAUGUUCGGUCACAUGGCCAAACUCUAUUUGGAAAGUGAAUCUAAGAUCAUCAAACCAUGGACAGAAAAUGAAAAAAUAUGGUUGCUUUGGAGCCACGAUGUAGAUCUGCCGGUCACAAAAAAUUUCAUACAAAAAUCUUUGAAGCAUAAAGUACAGGUGAAAAUAUGGGAUACUAAAGAAAAAGUGUCAUCCAAAGCCAGGUUUGAUAAACCAAGGACUUUUAAAGUGAGAAAAGGAGACUAUUCAGAAGAUGAAAUUAGAGACCUAAUUUUAAGUCAAAUAAAACAUUUUGAAGAAAAUCAACCAAGACCAAGUUUGGUUCGCCAUCAAAAUGAGAACAGGUCACGUUCUUGGCAAGAUGUUACUAGAUCAGAAAUGGACAGAUCUCAAAAAUUAUCAUCAGUCUCUGCUCAUAUACCUGCUUCAACCAAUCCCUAUCUACCAAAUCAGGUCACAGGAUACAUAGAUGACAUCUUUUUGGUGUGGCGUGGGGGCAUGGAGGAACUCCAGGCAUGGUACAAUUCAUUCAAUAAUUGUACCAGUAAUGUGAAAUUUAAAAUGACUGUGGAUGAACAUUCCAUAAGUUUUCUUGAUCUCACAGUCUUUAAAAACUCAGAUAAUCUUGGCACCACGUUAUAUCACAAGCCCACAGACCGUAAUUCCAUACUUAGGGCGGACAGCUGCCACCCCCCAGCCCUAUUGAAGGGCAUUGUAAAGUCACAAUUUAUCAGAACUAUGCAAAACAAUUCUGAUUCGGUGACUGGGGUCUCCCAACUGGCAGGUGUGGGUGAGAGAUUCCGUUCAAGAGGUUACAAGACAUCUGUGAUCCAAGAGACGAUGGAGUCUGUGUCUAAAUUAACACAGUCUGAAUUGAUUCAACCAAAGCCUAAACGAGACACCACAGAUAAACUUAUCAUGUCCACUACUUUCACCCCGGCAACUAAGAACACUGGUCAAAUUCUACGCCAACACUGGCCCAUCAUGUCAUCUGACCCUAAGUUGACAUUCACCAAGAAUUUAAAACCUAUGAAAGUCACGUUAGUUUACCAUAUGGAGUUAUUUUGUGAAAUACAAGGGAUAUCUGUAUCACAGCCCUUGAAUGCUGAACGCUUUUUUCCAAUGAUGAAUACAUUAAAUGAAAUGUCUGCAAGUCAUACAGAUUUUCUGGACGCAGAAGCUGAUUUAGAGAAAUUUAAAAUGAAAACGAGAAAAUAUUCAGUAGAACGUAAAACUGAUGCAAUGCUAAAAGGAAAUAAAAAUAAAAAGGAAAUAUUAUGUAUGAAGAUGAAGCUGAACUUUGUGCAUUUUGUUGCAGGUGAAUUGUCUGUCACCAAUCGUUUAAAGAAGACCUCUAAUAAAAUAUUAGACUGCUAUAUGACUCUGGCAAUAAAUAAACCUCUGCUGUCAGAAGAACAGAAAAGGGAACUGAAUCCAUUAGUGAUACGAAUACUAUCAGCUACAUCACUACCUGCAUCACCUACGCCAAUCAGCUUGUUACAGGAGAAAUGCUCUCCUGUUUUCUGCAAAUACAAGUUUCACAAUCAACCUGUUCACAAGACACAUGGUCAGGACCAUGGAACUCAUGUUUACUUCAAGGAUAUAAAUGUAAUUUUGGCAGGAACCAUUAGUCCUGGCCAGCUGCAUGAGUUUCUUCAUGGUCCUCCAAUAGAAAUUGAGGUUCACGAUAGAGACAGAAAAAUAGAAAAAUCGAUCAUCAAACCAUCACUUUUUGGUACUGAACCUGAAGAUGAAAAAUUCAGUAAUGUUGGACUUGUUACUUCCAAAAGAACAGUCCACAACCCAUUCACUAAAAAAGACAAGAUGUGGAAUCCCUAUGGAGUUGCAAAAGUCAGUUUGUCAGAUCUUCUUCACGAUGCUAGUUACCUGAAUAUUUCUGCACCAAUUCACAGCUGUGAAGCUCCUGAUGUAAGUGGUUAUAAUGCCGAUCAUAAAACUGGCAAAAUAGUUCGAAUACAUGGGUCAGUUGAUGGUCCAGAGGAUUCACCACUUCCAGUUGGACAUUAUUUAGAUGCACAAUCACUUCUCAAAGUCAGGGUGGACAUAGCUGUACCCUUAAGCUUGGAAUUAGAAUCCUCGGAUUGCCCAUAUGGGCGCGUAAUUUACAUUUUUGAUUAUACAAACAAAACAUUGGUUUAUAAUAUACUACAAAAAAUUACAAAAAUAAACGCUAAAGCUUUGAAUUUAGAUGUUUAUCCAGUGGACAUACUUCAGGAUGUCCUUUCAAAAAUUAGCCUGAAAGAUUUCAAGAAAGAUGACCCCCCUAUGGAUGUCAUAACAGGAGUUCAUGUAAUGGAUGGAGCUAUUCAUGUUUUUAUUUUGGAAGGAUUGAAAGACAAAGCAAUCAAGAAUUUGUGGGAAUCUCUACCAACAAAGACAACAGCUGAAAAUGGAAUGCUGAAGGUUCUAUACAACUCAGGACUGUCUUUCAGUGAACGUCUUUAUAAAGAUCUCUCGUCUAUGGUGUAUCAUAUCCGCCUGCAUAAACACUUCUCUUCUAUCAUAAAACAACCACUCCUCUACAUCAGGGAUAUGGUUCCAUCUCCAUGUUUUCAGGCACUCUCAAGGUUAGACUAUAUCUGCCAUGCAAAGAGACUGAGAGAUGUCAUUCAAGGUGACCUAUUUCCAACUGAAAAAAUGAUGAGUCUCUUAAGCCAAGAAUUUGGUGUUCCAGUAACCUUAACAAACUUGCUUAUAGAAACUAAAGAAAUACUCCGCAAACCGUUGCAUAUUGACAAACCAUCAAAGAAACGUGUGCUGCAUAGUCCGAUAGAAACCUUCAAUGAAGAAUAUAUGCAGUGGAAAGAGAGUGAGAACAAAACUAGUAAAGAUUACAUCCAGGGAAAUAUUUUGUUUCGACCAAGCAUGAAUGCAAUUAUUCCAACAAUCACUGGAGAUGAGGAAACUUUCCUGCCCCAAGACAAAAGUCUAUCCACAAAUGGCAGCCUGUGGUGUGGUCUAGGGGUCUCGGAGAAUCCAAGGAGUAUGGUCUCCUCAAAAAGUUUUACAUGGUUACAACAACAUAACCCCAGCAUAGACUGGUCCACUCCACAGCAGGAUCUGGCAGAGGAUCCAAAGAGUAGAUUCACUUAUUGGCAGGACAACCUACGCACAACUGCGGGUCCUAUGGACAAAAGUAAAUGGAUUACAUCAAAUGAAUUUCGAUAUCCUGGUUUUAAAAGCAGCAGUGAAAGUAAUGAACACCCUAAAAAACCAGAUGAAGCACGUAAAAUGGAUUUAUCUAAGCUGCCCCCAGUUCAGGAAAGCUCCAAGGCCUGGAGAGAAAAUGUUCUGCAUGCAAACACUUUGCAGCCUACACUUCGUCGGGAUCGAUGGAGCUGGACACAGAGAAAUAUUGAUUUUGACCUCUACCGCAAACCUCCCAGAACGUUUUCGGCACCUGUUACUAUUCAUCAUGCAGGUGAUACAUUACAAAAUAUACAAAAGCAAGCAGCUGAAGUCGAGAAGCAGAAGUGGCUUCAGAACAUACAAGUGGAUGAUAUAAACAUGAGAUUCUACAGACGCUUACCAGAAACAGAGCUUAUAGAUAAAGGCCCCAAGGCCAGCGAUCAGCAAAGUAAACUUAGUGGACUUUUGAAAGACCCACCAUUAAAGUUCUCAUUAAGGAGAGAAGGUUUAUCACUAAAGGUAAGGAAGCAAAAUGCUAAGGGUUCUGUUGUGUCUAAACUUCCUGUUUAA